This is a messenger RNA of Paramormyrops kingsleyae, 1832 nucleotides long. It is a transcript of the gene cckar, whose product is annotated as cholecystokinin A receptor. Gene Ontology annotation, molecular function: neuropeptide receptor activity; gastrin receptor activity. Gene Ontology annotation, cellular component: plasma membrane. The record is from RefSeq and is a predicted model, not a curated record. Gene Ontology annotation, biological process: neuropeptide signaling pathway. Lineage: Eukaryota; Metazoa; Chordata; Actinopteri; Osteoglossiformes; Mormyridae.
UCAAAUAUUGAUGGCAUUUUAUAAUGGAAUGUUUUGUACGUCCAUGAGUGGAAUUUAGUGGAAUUUAGAGAUCAUUUUAGUGUUAUAUAUAAGCGGCUAUGGAGACAUUCACCUUGCACGAUAUGCUCAUAAAUUCCACUGAUAUUUACAAACUAUUAUGCGGCCUUGGAAUAAAGAACGAUUCCGACUGCUAUGGUGAAGUGGACUUGCAACCGGAGCUGAAAGAUGCAAACCAGACGGUGCGGAUCGUGCUAUACAGUGUGAUCUUCCUCCUGAGUGUGCUGGGCAACACCUUGAUCAUCACUGUGCUGGUGCGAAACCAGCGCAUGCGAACUGUUACCAACCUGUUCCUCCUGUCACUGGCUGCCAGCGACCUCAUGCUCUGCAUCUUCUGCAUGCCCUUCACUCUCAUUCCCAACGUCAUGCGCAACUUCGUCUUCGGCAGUGGCAUGUGCAAGGUGGCCAUGUACUUCAUGGGCAUCUCAGUGACCGUGUCUACUUUCAAUCUGGUGGCUAUCUCACUGGAGCGCUACAGCGCCAUCUGCAAUCCACUCAGCUCUAGGACUUGGCAGACCAAGUCCCAUGCCGCCAAGGUCAUCUCUUCCACCUGGGUUCUCUCCUUCCUGCUCAUGCUGCCUUACCCUAUCUUCAGCACCCUGGUACCUCUUAGACAUGACAACAACAGCACAGGAAACAUGUGCCGGCUCGUAUGGCCCAGCGACGUGAUUCAGCAGUCCUGGUAUGUGCUCCUUCUGCUGCUCCUCUUCCUGGUUCCAGGCAUAGUCAUGAUGACAGCCUAUGGGCUCAUUUCCCUGGAACUUUACAGGGGAAUUAAAUUUGAGACUAUGAACAGGAAAAGCAAUAGAGAGAGACAGGCUGCCAUAGGAAGCCUGAAGCCCAAUGAUGGAGACGGCUGCUACUUACAGCCCUUUAAGAAGGAUCAACUGCAUUUGCAGCAAUCAAGACAACCCAACCCCCAGGGGGUGGUCACAUCUGACAGCAACAAGCCCCAGCUUAGCCGUGUGUGUAGUAACAGCUCCACAGCCAACUUAAUGGCCAAGAAGAGGGUUAUCCGUAUGCUCAUUGUAAUCGUUAGCCUCUUUUUCCUUUGCUGGACUCCGGUUUUUACUGCCAAUGCCUGGCGGGCUUUUCACCAGCACUCUGCCAUCCAGCUACUGUCAGGAGCUCCCAUAUCCUUCAUCCACUUGCUGUCCUACACCUCUGCUUGUGUCAACCCCAUCAUUUACUGCUUCAUGAACAAGCGCUUCCGCCUGGGCGUCCUUGCCACCUUCAGUUGCCGUGACCGCCUCCCACCUGGACACCUUAACCAUGGGCCCACCACAAUCCGAGAGACGGAUGAUAAUGGCACCUUCACACGCUUCACAUACAGUAGCAUACGUGGUUCUGCCCAGGCAUAAUGAGUAGUCCCACUCCCGGCACCACAAGACUGGGGGAGGCAAUGGGGAAUUUAUAGCACUGCUGACUGGAAUGUUAGCAAGAAAAUUUGUAUGUGCUUAAGAAAAAAUGUGAACCCACCACAGCCAAGACAUACAGAUCUGUUAACUGGGCAACUGGUACUAGGACUGAAGGAAUGCUGAUUAUGUGUGGGUCACUUUGGGAUCUCCACCAUGCCCUUUAUCUGAAACCAAUUGGGUAUUUGUCAAAUAAUAAUAUAACAAAUAAUAGAAAAUUGAUCAUAAAUGGGUGGUAUGCUGGUGCAGUGGUUAGCACUAUUACCUCAGACCUUUGGGACCAGGGUUUGAGUCUCUACUCCAUGUGUGUGGAGUUUGUAUGUUCUCCCCAUGUCAUCAUGGGGUUCCCUCUGGGUACUC